AAAAUCAAGCAAAAAAAGGAAACCCAAUUAAAAGCUCCUCUCACUCUCUGCAACAAACAUAGAAAUCCAAAAAGAAAUCCUAAAAUAGAACAGCUGAACAAAACAGCUUCCUCUUUUGGGUAGGGGAAUUUGUAUAUUUGGAUUCUAUGAGCAAAGAAAGGCCACCAGAGCCUCUUGAUUUCUUCAUUUGGACUGUUGAGGAUGUUGGCUUAUGGUUGGAAGAAAUAAAUCUCGGUGGCUAUCGUCAGAUUUUCAAAGAGAAUGGUGUUAAUGGAGAGUACUUGGAGGGUAUGUCCAUGUUCACGACUGAACAGAUACUACGGUUUAUAAGAAGGUGUCACAUGAAAUGGGGAGACUUCAUAACACUGUGCAAGGAGCUCAGGAGGAUAAAAGUGGCUUGCUUGAAAGGAGAGCAAAGAGUCCGUCGACCUUGGUGGGCCCCAUCAUGUCUCUCUAUAAUCUUCACGAAGGCUGCCAAGCGUAAUAGGCAGUCUAGAGUGGUUUCGCUGAAGCUGGAACCUUGAUAUACUGAUAUGUACUUGUGUAUGUAUAAUUUCUGUUUUAAGAGGACAGGGGAUAGGAAAACCACUUGUCUCCGUAUAUUUCCCACUCUUCCUUUUCGUUCUUUUCGCCUUUUUUUCUUGUUGGUUCUUCUUUGGAGAACUUCCUCCUCUGUCCAAGCAUUUACUAUACAUAGUUUUGUAAUCUGCUUUUGUCCUAAAUUAUUUCUGAUGAAUAUACUAAAAUGAAGCAAAGAGAUACAGUUAUGUAAAUCUCAACGUGCACUAUUCUUAUUGAAAAAUUUGCCACUCGA
This is a messenger RNA of Nicotiana tabacum (common tobacco), 814 nucleotides long. RefSeq lists its product as uncharacterized. NCBI's taxonomy places the organism in Eukaryota, Viridiplantae, Streptophyta, Magnoliopsida, Solanales, Solanaceae. Gene Ontology annotation, molecular function: protein binding. The record is from RefSeq and is a predicted model, not a curated record.